AGAAGACUUCCACACCAUGGCGGGACCUGUCAGCUUACGAGAGCUCCUUAUGGGAGCCUCGGCUUGGAGCGGCGCAGAAAGUUCCGGAGAGUCCGCGCCAGAGGGCGGAGCAAGCGCGGCUGGCGGACCCGAGCCUCCAUGGCGAGAGGAUGAGAUCUGCGUGGUGGGAAUCUUCGGAAAGACCGCUCUGCGCCUGAACUCGGAGAAGUUCUCUCUAGUGAACACCGUGUGCGACCGACAGGUCUUUCCUCUGUUUCGCCAUCAGGAUUCCGGGGACCCCGGCCCUGGGAUCCGGACCGAGCGUGGCAGCACUGGGGAGACUGGCGGAGCCGGGGAUGCUGGGGCUGCCUCCGGGGACCCCGUUCGGGGAGGCGCGUCUGCCGCGGAGGAUAGCCGACCUGAUGCGGGUGCGCAGGAUUACAGCCUGCUGCAGGCCUAUUACAACCAGGAGAGCAAAGUCCUCUAUCUCCUUCUCACUUCCAUCUGUGACAACUCGCAGCUGCUGCGGGCUUGCCGGGCUCUGCAGAGCGGGGAAGCCGGAGGUGGCCUCUCCUUACCCCACGCGGAGACGCACGAGUUCUGGAAGCACCAGGAGAAGUUGCAAUGCCUCAGUCUCCUUUACCUUUUCUCCGUCUGUCACAUCCUGCUCCUGGUCCACCCCACCUGCUCGUUCGAUAUCACCUAUGAUCGCGUGUUCAGGGCCCUGGAUGGACUAAGACAGAAAGUCCUGCCCCUCCUCAAAACAGCCAUUAAAGAUUGUCCUGUGGGCAAAGACUGGAAGCUGAACUGCCGACCCUGCCCACCCAGACUCCUUUUCCUCUUCCAACUCAAUGGCGCCCUCAAGGUGGAACCCCCUCGGAACCAAGACCCAGCUCACCCAGACAAACCCAAAAAGCAUUCUCCCAAAAGGAGACUGCAGCAUGCCCUGGAGGACCAAAUCUACAGAAUCUUCCGGAAGAGUCGUGUCUUGACUAAUCAGAGUAUCAACUGUCUCUUCACGGUGCCUGCCAACCAAGCUUUUGUGUACAUAGUCCCUGGCAGCCAGGAGGAAGACCCCGUAGGCAUGUUGCUGGACCAACUGAGGAGUCAUUGUACUGUUAAGGACCCGGAGUCUCUGCUGGUACCAGCCACCCUCUCGGGGCCCAGGCGAUAUCAGGUGAUGCGGCAGCACAAUCGCCAGCCCCUGUCCUUCCACACUGACAGCAGCAGCAGUUCCAGUUCUUCGGGCCAGCUGGUGGACUUCACACUCCGGGAGUUCCUGUGGCAGCAUGUGGAGCUAGUCUUGAGCAAGAAAGGCUUUGACGACAGCGUGGGCAGGAAUCCUCAGCCUUCCCAUUUUGAACUCCCCACGUAUCAUAAGUGGGUCUCUGCAGCUGCCAAGCUGUAUGAAGUGGCUAUAGACGGGAAAGAGGAGGACGUGAGUUCACCCACCGGGGAAUUAACAUCGAAGAUUUUAAGCAGUAUUAAGGUCUUGGAAGGGUUUUUGGAUAUUGACACGAAAUUCUCAGAAAACCGCUGCCAAAAAGCUUUACCCAUGGCUCACAGUGCUUACCAGUCGAAUCUGCCUCAUAACUACACAAUGACUGUUCAUAAGAAUCAGCUGGCGCAGGCGCUGCGCGUGUACAGCCAGCAUGCCAGAGGUCCAGCCUUUCACAAGUACGCCAUGCAGUUACACGAGGACUGCUACAAAUUUUGGAGCAAUGGCCAUCAGCUCUGUGAGGAGAGGAGUUUAACAGAUCAGCACUGUGUUCAUAAAUUUCACUCAUUGCCUAAAUCAGGAGAAAAGCCAGAGGCUGAUCGAAACCCUCCUGUAUUAUAUCACAAUAGCCGGGCUCGAUCCACUGGUGCCUGUAACUGUGGCAGGAAGCAGGCGCCUCGAGAUGAUCCUUUUGAUAUAAAGGCAGCUAAUUAUGACUUCUAUCAGCUUCUGGAAGAAAAAUGUUGUGGAAAAUUGGAUCAUAUCAAUUUCCCAGUAUUUGAACCAAGUACUCCAGAUCCCGCUCCUGCCAAAAAUGAAUCCUCUCCUGCCCCUCCAGAUUCAGAUGCUGAUAAACUAAAGGAAAAAGAACCUCAAACCCAGGGAGAGAGCACAAGCCUAAGUUUAGCUUUGAGUCUGGGCCAGUCUACAGACAGCUUAGGUACCUAUCCAGCUGACCCACAAGCAGGAGGCGACAAUCCAGAAGUUCAUGGUCAAGGAGAAGUCAAAACAGAGAAAAGACCAAACCUGGUUGAUCGACAGGCAUCCACAGUUGAGUAUCUCCCAGGCAUGUUACAUUCAAACUGCCCUAAAGGUCUCCUACCCAAAUUCUCCAGCUGGUCUUUGCUCAAACUUGGCCCUGCCAAAUCUUACAACUUUCAUACAGGUUUGGACCAACAGGGCUUCAUUCCAGGAACAAACUAUCUGAUGCCUUGGGACAUCGUCAUCAGGACUAGAGCUGAGGAAGAAGGAGACUUAGACACAAAUUCAUGGCCCGCUCCAAAUAAAGCUAUCCCUGGAAAGAGAAGUGCAGUUGUGAUGGGAAGAGGAAGACGGCGUGAUGACAUAGCCAGGGCCUUUGUGGGCUUUGAGUAUGAAGAUUCCCGAGGUCGGAGAUUCAUGUGCUCAGGACCUGACAAAGUCAUGAAAGUGAUGGGAAGCGGGCCAAAGGAGUCAGCCUUAAAAGCCCUCAACAGCGAUAUGCCUUUGUAUAUUCUGUCAUCAUCCCAGGGCCGAGGGCUUAAACCACAUUAUGCUCAACUCAUGAGGCUUUUUGUAGUGGUUCCUGAUGCUCCUUUGCAGAUAAUACUCAUGCCCCAGGUUCAGCCAGGCCCACCACCAUGUCCAGUGUUUUAUCCAGAAAAGCAAGAAAUCACUCUACCACCUGAUGGGCUUUGGGUUUUGAGGUUUCCUUAUGCAUAUGUGACUGAGAGGGGCCCUUGCUUCCCUCCCAAGGAAAACGUACAGUUAAUGAGCUACAAGGUGCUCCGUGGGGUUCUUAAAGCAGUAACACAGUAAGAGUUUUCCAGCCAGUAUAAUCUUAACUUGAGCUGGUUUUUGGUUUUGGUGGGUUGUGGAUUAUUAUUAUUAUUAUUAUAAAUAUU
This is a messenger RNA of Ochotona princeps (American pika), 3081 nucleotides long. RefSeq names its product SMG8 nonsense mediated mRNA decay factor (gene SMG8). Gene Ontology annotation, biological process: nuclear-transcribed mRNA catabolic process, nonsense-mediated decay. Lineage: Eukaryota; Metazoa; Chordata; Mammalia; Lagomorpha; Ochotonidae. The transcript is spliced from 4 exons. The record is from RefSeq and is a predicted model, not a curated record. Bases 17 to 2995 code for a protein of 992 amino acids.